AUGCAGCCCUACACAACGAUGUCCACCAAUUCUGCGACGACCUCGUACUCGGAACAAGAAGUGAUAUGCAUCUGCGAAUCGCUGUUCAAUGAGGGAAUCCAAAACGGUCGAACUGAUCAACUGGCCAAUUUCCUGUUUUCGCUUCCACCAUGCUAUCAAAAUUCGGAGUCGGCUUUAAAGGCGCAGGCUCUAGUUCAUUACUCAACGCAAAACUGGAAAGCGUUGUACAGGCUGCUUGAAUGUCACAAAUUCUCGCCUCACAAUCAUCAAGUUCUCCAAAAUCUUUGGCUCGACGCCCAUUAUAAAGAGGCCGAGAAGACGAAGGAGCGCGAACUCGGAGCGGUGUGCAAGUAUCGAAUCCGCAAGAAGAAUCCGUUUCCGCCGACCAUCUGGGACGGAGAAGAAACCAAUUAUUGUUUUAAGUCGAAAUCGCGUAAUGUUCUACGCGACGCAUACAAAAAGUGCCAAUAUCCAUCGGUUGAAGAAAAACGAAGAUUAGCCGCUCAAACGGAACUCUCGAUUAUUCAAGUGUCCAACUGGUUCAAGAACAAAAGACAACGAGAAAGAGCAGCUGGCAAUUUGGAUAGAAGCUCUGCUCGCUCGAACGAUAGUGAUGAUGGUUCAUCUGGAUGUGAAUCGAAGCAAACUCUCAACAUCGAAAGUCCUCCAGCUCCACAAAUUCCGACCGCGUUCGAUUUGUCGCCAUACGCCGCCUACCCAGCUCCAACCUAUUUCGCCCCUGCCUGCGACUUUUCGUAUAUCCAGAAUUUGUGA
Caenorhabditis bovis is the source of this 774-nucleotide messenger RNA. The record is from the annotation of a GenBank genome assembly. NCBI's taxonomy places the organism in Eukaryota, Metazoa, Nematoda, Chromadorea, Rhabditida, Rhabditidae.